AAAAAAUAUUAAAAUUUUGAGAGGGAAUUUUUCUUGCCUGAGAUUCAACAACGAUUAAACUCAUCAUCAAUUUUUAAAUCAUCAUCAAAAUGCCAGCUUAUCAUAGUUCAUUCAAAGAUGCUAAAUGCGAAGUUUAUUGUGGUACCGCAAUCUUGCCAUUGAAGACUAAAGUCAAGGGACCUGCUCCAAAGGAACUCGAUGAAAACAAGGAAGAUAUUAUUGAUGAAGUUUUAAAGUUUUUCAAGUCUAACAUGUUGUUUAGAUCUUACCAAGUUGAAAGCCCAGCUGAUCGUACAUUGAUUUACCUCACCAUGUACACACACUUCUUGUUGAAGCACACUGAAAACAAGAAGACAACAAAGAAGGCCGAUGCUGAUAAACUCUACUUCCAAUUGAGUGAAGAAGCUCUCCCAGGUCCAGGUGAUUCUUCCUUUGCUCUUAUUGCUUUCUACGAUAAGCCAAGAGAUACCAAUGAAAAGAAGCAAUGGGAUUCCUACAUGAGGCAAGCUAAGGAAGAAUUAGGUUUGCGUUUGGCUAAAUUAAUUUUCAAGGAAGAUGGUGUUGCUGACAAGUACUGGAUGCAAUUCAGCAAGCGUAAAUUCCUUGGUAAGGCUUUCAUCAACUAAACCAAAUUCCUUUUUAUUUAGAAAAUGAUCACUCACAUGAUUGUGUUGGAUUUUCACAUUUAAUGUACCACUACUAUUGUGUGUGGCAUGUGUGAUGAAUUUUAACAUUUUGAUGUAUUAUAUAUAUAUUCCAAAAUUCGUGUCAGAUAUAUUCACACACGAGUGUAAAGAUUUGUGGAUUUGUGAAAUUAACACAGAAUCAUUGAUGAUCAUCUUCAACAUCCUUUGUACUUAAAUACCCCAAUCAAACAACCAUAAUUUAUUAUUAAUAAUAAAAUACUAGUUAACGCUAGUAUGCUCAUUAGAUGUUCAC
This is a messenger RNA of Naegleria gruberi, 939 nucleotides long. Its product is annotated as P21-ARC. The transcript has a single exon. Lineage: Eukaryota; Heterolobosea; Eutetramitea; Acrasida; Naegleriidae. Gene Ontology annotation, cellular component: cytoskeleton; Arp2/3 protein complex. Gene Ontology annotation, biological process: regulation of actin filament polymerization; Arp2/3 complex-mediated actin nucleation. Bases 90 to 626 code for a protein of 178 amino acids. The record is from RefSeq and is a predicted model, not a curated record. Gene Ontology annotation, molecular function: actin filament binding.